AUGACGGACGUAGAUAUUGCCUCCAACUCUCACUGGCAAGAAAUUUUGGACACACUUCAACUAUUUAAAUCAGUUGCAGAAAUAGAUACUCAUGAUAUUGAAGGGAAAGAGAUGGUAAGUCUAAAAAUGUGGGAGGCAUUCUAUUAUACUUAUGCAAGAUGGAAAGGUUUCAGUCCUAGAAUUGACGAUACAAAAUCCAGGAAAAGUGAUGGAGAAAUAUACAUUCGACGAUGGGUUUGUAACAAAGAAGGUUUUCGGAACGAGAAAUUUUUGAACAUGCCAGACAGGAAGAAGCGACCAAAAGAAAUAACACGUUGUGGGUGUCAAGCUGCGUUACGAAUCCUUCGGUUACAAAAAACAAAUCUUUGGCGGUGUCAAGAAUUUGUACCAUUUCAUAAUCAUGAUUUGGUAAUACCAUCACAAAUGCAAUUCACUCGGGCAAACCGCGAGGUUCCUGAAGCAGUAGCUGCACAAGUAAUUAGCAUGAAUAGAUGUGGUAUCAAAACUUCUUCCGUUGUAGCACAUAUUGCCCUACAAUCUGGAGGGUAUGACAAUCUUCCUUUCCAACUAAGAGAUGUGUACAACAAAGUGGCUAGUUUAAGAAAGCAAGAGAACAUAUCAAGUGAUGCAGAAGGUACAUUGGGUUUCUUAGACGGCUUAUCAUCAAUGGAUCCUGAAUUUUACGUCGAGUACAAGAUUGAUGACGAAAAUCGAUUAGCAUUCCUUUUUUGGGCUGAUGGUAUGAGUAGAAGAGACUACAUGUUAUUCGGGGAAGCUAUUGCUUUUGAUACAACAUACCGCACCAAUAAGUAUAAUAAGCCAUUGACUGUAGUUGUUGGCGUCAAUCACCAUUUUGAAACUUGUGUGUUCGGUUGCGCAGUUUUACUUGAUGAGACGGAAGACGCUUAUAUUUGGUUCUUGAGGGUAUUCCUUGAUUGCAUGGGCAACAAAAAACCAAAAGUAGUCCUCACUGAUAAUGAUGAAAGGAUGGGAUUCGCAAUCAGACAUUUGUUACGAGACUCUACCCAUCGACUUUGUGCAUGGCAUCUAGGGAACAAUGCCACAAAGAAUAUUAAGAUUCCAGAUUUCAACAAAGGCUUCUUUGACUUAAUAUACAACUACUACACAGUGGAAGAGUUUGAAGAAAAAUGGGCCGCUUUGUUGGCACAGUUCGGCCUUGAAGAAAAUUCUUGGUGUCGUACUAAAUACAACACACGUGGUCAAUGGGCAGAGACGUUCUUAAGAGGGGUUUUCUAUGGAGGCAUGCGAACAACCCAAAGAUGUGAGUCUAUGAACAAUGUACUCAAGAGAUUCUUACUUGCUAAUUACGAGUUUACGAGAGUUUGUUUCACAAAUUACCCAUGCUAUUGGCACAAUGCGCCAUAA
Molecule: messenger RNA, 1386 nt
Organism: Cannabis sativa
Lineage: Eukaryota; Viridiplantae; Streptophyta; Magnoliopsida; Rosales; Cannabaceae
Product: protein FAR1-RELATED SEQUENCE 5-like
Exons: 1
Coding region: 1-1386 (461 amino acids)
Biological process (GO): regulation of DNA-templated transcription
Source: RefSeq, a predicted model, not a curated record